Molecule: messenger RNA, 2354 nt
Organism: Fragaria vesca subsp. vesca
Lineage: Eukaryota; Viridiplantae; Streptophyta; Magnoliopsida; Rosales; Rosaceae
Exons: 11
Coding region: 305-1918 (537 amino acids)
Biological process (GO): regulation of double-strand break repair; chromatin organization
Cellular component (GO): nucleus
Molecular function (GO): DNA binding; histone binding
Source: RefSeq, a predicted model, not a curated record
GCGCUCUCAAAAUUUCAUAGCCAAAAUUUUGAAACCCCCACACCAAACCCUCCCUCCCUUUUAUAUUCACACCCCGCCCGAAUCCACCCCCAAAAAAUCAAAACCCUCAAUUUCAAUUCCCCCCAAAUUCCCAAAUCUCAAUUCCCCAAUUCCUUUUUCUUUCCCAUCUCGAUUGGCUCCCAGAUCACUCGCUUCUCUCCCUUCCUAGCUAAAAAACGCUCUGUGAUUUCUAGGGUUUCCACAAAUCUAGGGUUUCCGCAAUUCUCUCUCAAAGUCCCGAUCUUGAUUCGAUUGCUCUGUACCCAUGGCGUCCGAAGACCUAGAGGAGAAGAAGCCGGAAGAGGAAGCUCCGGUCGAGGACAAACAGGAGGAGGCUGAAGCUUAUGAGGAUGCGAAAGAGGAGGUCGGAGAGGACGAAGAGAAGGAGGAUCUGCUGGAAGUUGAAGAGAAGGCGACGGAGAACGAGGGAGAGGUAGGUGAAGAAGGUGAAGAGACUACUCCCAAGAAAGGUAAGAGAACUCGGAAAACUAGCAAGACUCCGGUUGUGAAGAAGGCGAAGAAGGAAGGCGAGGAGAAGGAGCCGGUGACUCCGGUGAGUGAGAGGCCGACCAGGGAGAGGAAGGUAGUUGAGCGCUACUCGGCUCCGGAGAGUGGGAGGUCUUCGGCGACGAAGCCAGUGAACAUUGAGAAGGGUCCUGGGACGCAGCUUAAGGAUAUUCCUAACGUGGCUUUCAAGUUAUCAAAGAGAAAACUGGAUGACAACCUGCAAAUACUGCACACAAUUCUUUUUGGGAAGAAAGCAAAGUCUUACAGUUUAAAGAGAAACAUCCUCCAGUUUUCAGGUUAUGUGUGGGCUGAGAAUGAGCAAGAAAAACAGAGAACAAGGGUAAAGGAGAAGCUUGAUAAGUGUGUUAAAGAAAAGUUAGUGGAUUUUUGUGACGUGCUUAACAUUCAAAUCAAUAAAGCCGGCACAAAGAAGGAAGAACUUUCUGCAAAAUUAUUGGAGUUUUUGGAAUCGCCACAUGCUACAACUGAUGUUCUGCUCGCUGAAAAGGAACAGAAAGGACAAAAGCGAAAGAAGAAGGUUACACCAAGUAAGAAUGCAGGUUCUGGAGAAGGAUCACCGGAAACAUCAGCCAAGAAACAAAAGGACACACCCAGUGUUGAAAAGAAUGAAGAGUCAACCAAGGAUGAAGAAGACGAACUUGAUGAUAAUGUUGAACCUUCAGAUCCGAAAGAUGAUCCUCUUGAAGAAGAUGAUGAUGACAAGUUGAAUGAAGAAACUGAUCAUGGGGAGAAAUCUGAUGAAGAUGAAGAUGAAGAUGAACCAAAGGACCAGGUGGCAAGUCCAAAACGUUCAUCAAAAGAUGUGAAGGAGGGCUCAAAGGUUAAAACUGGGAAGUCAACACCAGCUAAGAAGAAAACCCCUGCGAAAACUCCUACAGAUUCGGAAAAGAAAACUCGUUCUUCAAAAAGAGGUGCAAGUGAUGCUGAUGGAGCUUCUGGUUCUAAAGCCAAGGGAUCUGGGAAAAAACAGAAGACUGAAAAGGAAAGCCCAAUAGAUAGCAAGGGUAAAACCACUAGCAAGAAACAGUUAAGCAAGUCCCCAGCCAAGGUUCCGGAAAAGGAUCAAGUGAAAGGCAAAACUAGCAAGAAAGCAAAGGCAGAGCCCACAAAAGAAGAUGUGCAUGCUGUCAUUGUUGACAUCCUUAAGGAAGUUGACUUCAAUACUGCAACUUUAUCUGAUAUUCUCAAGCAACUUGGUACCCACUUUCAAAUUGAUUUAAUGCAUAGAAAAGCAGAGGUGAAGGAGAUAAUUACGGAUGUAAUUAAUAACAUGACUGAUGAGGAAGAAGAGGAUGAAGAACAGGAAGCAGCUGGUGAUGAUUCAGAGAAAGAGGACCAUGAUGAUGCUUAGUUUUCAGUUGAUAGUGGGUCAGUAAUAUGAACCCUGCGGUGCAUUCAUCAGGUAGUUCAUAACUUAAGAAUCGGUGAAAAAUGGCUUUGGAUGCUUGGGUCCAUGUGUUUUGUACCAUAUUUAUUAACCUCUUAGUAGUGUUGAACUGACCUCAAAUUCAUAUGUUAGUUCUGUAAUUUUGGUUGCCAAGUUUAAACCCCCUCCUGUAAGAGUUGUUUAGCUGUAAUUGUCAACUUGUUUUCGUUAGAAAUGAGUAGUAAGUGGGUUUAUCAUCUUAUAUUUUUCUUCCUUGUGAAUCUGCAACAGUAUCAAUGAAUUAUUGUCCUUGUGAAUUCUUUGUCAAGUAAUAAUAAACCCUUUACACCAUUGCAUGGUGUUGCUGAAUGAAUCGUACUGGGUUCGAUUCCUAUUUAUCAUAUACAUACAUCAGUUGUUC